AUGGACGAAUAUUGUCUUGAUUCCCACUUGGCGAUCUGUGUCCAACCGUGCCCGGAGUUAGAUUUGUCCAGAUUAUCUGUAAUUACUGGAGCUGGAGGAGCACCAUCCCACGAGCUGGAUGCUUAUCAUCAGGUGGAAACGACAAUUUCUUCGUCUGGAAAAGAUCUGAUCGAAUUCGAAGCCCUUGAAAACGCAGCGAGAACCCACGAAUCAUUUGUCUCAACAGCGUCGUAUGCUGCACGACUGUGGCGCUCGCACUCUGCGGAUUCUGUGCACUUACCAGACAGCGAUUUCCAGGAAGUCUAUGAAAAUUAUCAAAAUCCUCAGCAUCCGCUGGAUCUUAAUCCGGAAUUUGAUCACUGCGAUUCGGACGUAGACACCGUGAGCAUUGCCAGCGUAAGGGAAUUCCACGAUUCACUGCCGAUUAUUACUUCCACACCGCCGAAAGAUAUGAGGAAAGAAACCGUACUCAGUAGAAAGUCUAAAAAGACGAAUUCUCCUGAUUGUGGAAAAGUUGUGCGACAUUUAUUUCCCAGCAAAAGUAGCGCUCCUUCGCUUGCCGGUGGUCUAACUGGUCAAAACACAGUCGACAAUCGAGUAGAAAAUGAUCAAUCGCUACCGGCUUCGGCACGGUGUGUUCAGCUUAACGAUGGGGAAAUUAUGGAACAACUUCAAGACAAAGUUGUCGAAUUAAAAGCGGAAAUCGCCAGAUAUAAAACAGAAAAUGCGAAACUGAUUAAAAGGCGUUUGGAAAAUGAUGCUUUAUUUCGACAACUGGAAAAAGAUCGAUCAGAAUUUGAUGUGGAAAGGGAAAAGAUUGUGCAUGAUUUAGAGGAAAUGAAACUGAACGAGCUGAGGAAACUAGAAAUGGAGAAGAAAAUUCUGUACAAACACAUGACGGCGCAGACAGAAGAGGACACAAGACGGUUACGAGAAUCCAACGAAGAAUUAAUCCGAGAGGUGGAAAACUAUAAGGAUGAAUUAAGGAAGUCUGACAUCCGGCACGAAAGUGUUGCCAAACGUCUGCGAGAUCGUAUAAAAUCCAUGGAAGUACAGUUGGAUGCUGUUCGUGAUCAGGCUGAUGCUCUGGAAGAAGAUAAACAGCAGCUCGUUCGGGAGGUUGUCAGGUUUCCAGUCCAAAAUGAAACUGUUUCCGAUGAACUGAUCCACGAUAGUGGCACUAUCGAGCAAACUUUCCGCGAUGGUAAGAAAGUCCGAUUUUAUAAAAAUGGGACGAAAGAGGAAAUCAGCCACGAUGGCAGAUGCACAACCACCACAUACUGCAAUGGUGAUAUUAAGCAAAUAUUUCCCGAUAAAGAGGUAUAUUUUUACAAGGCGAAUCAAAGCAUUCACACAAAGUUUCCCGAUGGAAGAGAAGUUUAUCAGUUUCCAAAUAACCAGACGGAAAAGCUGUUACCAGAUGGAUCUAAAGAAAUUCAGUAUCCGAACUCCGUGAUAAAGAAAAUCUAUCCUGACAGCAACGAGGAAAUUCGUUAUUCCGAUGGGACCGUGGAAUUCUGGAAUGAAAAAGCAAAAACCAGGACCAUUUGUUUUUCCAAGGGGGAAAUAGAAGUACAUACGCCGCAGUGGAAGCAACGAAAAUUCCCUGAUGGAUCUGAAAAAGUAGUUUUCACGGAUGGCAGAUCGGAAAGUCGAUAUUCUGAUGGGCGAAUCCGAAUUAAGGAUCCACAGGGAAAGCUGCUCUUUGACAGUGGAGGCAAUAAAGUUUUUAAUGCAACCGGCGGCAUAACGAUAUGAAAACCGACUGCAAUUGUUUUACAAGAACUGAUAAUUUAGAAAUUUGGUUGUUGUUUGUUGUUUUACGCUGUAUUCAGCUUCAUUUGCAUUACGAAUAUUACCUCAAUUUUGAUCUUUUACGGUUUUACUUGUUAAAACAGUGUUGUUGCUCCUGACUGGUGAAUGACAU
This is a messenger RNA of Paramacrobiotus metropolitanus, 1927 nucleotides long. Its product is annotated as centromere protein J-like. The record is from RefSeq and is a predicted model, not a curated record. Lineage: Eukaryota; Metazoa; Tardigrada; Eutardigrada; Parachela; Macrobiotidae. Gene Ontology annotation, molecular function: tubulin binding. Gene Ontology annotation, biological process: cilium assembly; centriole elongation. Gene Ontology annotation, cellular component: centriole; centrosome; nucleus.